AUGUCUCCAACACCUUCAUUUGACUGUCAAUCAUCAAUCCACCCAUCAACUCACACAAUCUCUAAGCUUCCUUUCCGUCGUCGUCCCCCAUUGUCUCCCUCUCUUCCGCCAGACUGUCUACGCAACAUAUUUGCCUCUCUCUCAACCGACAAACGAACUCUACACGCUUGCCUAUUGGUCAAUCGUAUCUGGUGCAUUACCGCUGUCGAAUUUCUCUGGUCUCAACCAUUUCGAUUCCUGUUCACCUGUCAUCAUCAGUCAUGCUUAUGCACAUGUCGUGCACGUGAAUCGCAAUCAGCUAAACUAGUAGACGUAUAUUUUAUAUGUAUGAUCCAUGACAAGAUAAACGAGUUGGCUGACGGAGGAAUCGUACCACAUUCAGUUCAAAAGCCAAUGUUUCCGUACAACGAGUAUCUGAGAUCGCUGGAUUUGAUGGAAUUAAAUCAGGCUGUUGUCGAUUGGUUGUCGUUUCUCGAUACUCAAGGAUUGUUACUGAGCUGGAAGCUCGAUGACUUGUCGACUCAUCCAAUGUCUCCCAAAGCACAAAUAUUUGAAUACAACGCAUUGCUCAAAUAUCUAAUGCCAACUUAUGGUUCCGAUGACAUACUACAGAUCGAGGACAUGGCCGUUACUAUUCUCAGUGGAUAUCUAACGCGUGCAUCUCCGCUACUAAGGCAAUUAAUGAUCGAUAACCAAAACUAUACCAGAGGCGCAAACGAAUACAGAUGCUCCAGUCUCAAUCACAUCUACUGUGACAUGUUUUCAGUUCGAAAAUUAUUGCCAACAAAAGGAGCUCACUCGUUAACCGUAUUAACCGAGUUUAUAGCAACCACCAAAGAUAACAAGACCGAAGUAUUCUAUGCUUUAUCUAAAGUAUGUCGCAAUUUGAAGAGAAUAGUCGUUAAUCUAGACUACCCAUACAGAUCAUAUGGCGUCCCCAUCAGCAGACAGGAGACCGAGUCGCUCUGGGAUCAAGCUCAGCCUUUGAUCGUAUUGAUCAAAAAUCAGCUUAAAUUAGAAGACUUUGAAAUUCACUAUUGUUCAGUUGGAGCAGCCGACAUUUUCGACGCUUUGAAGGCCCAGGUUAACCAUCUACGCAAAGUGUGCUUUGUUGGUAUAUCCUUCUCAUCUUGGUGUUCUUUGAAAUUUCUCAGCGACUGCAGUCAACUGGAAGUUCUCAGAUUUGAAUUAUGUGAAGGACUAAUAUCUGCGACUAUCCUCGAUCCUUUACUGAGCGCUUCAUUUCCAAAUCUCAAUGUUCUGGAAUUCAUCGCUUCUGCUGUUCCCGAGCCAAUUCUAUGUGAUCUGUUGCGCAAAUGUAGCCAUACUCUAAAAACAGUCACUGUAGAGAGGGCGUUGUUUUAUUGGGUGAAUCCUACAAGAACAGCAACCAUCACAGUCGGAGAGUUUUGUCAUAGUGUCAGAGAGUUGAAUUUGUCACUGUGGCCGUUUGAUAGACAACAACUGGUGUGCAUAUUUUCGUCGUGCAAGCAUCUCGUCAAAGUGGAUAUAUCAGAUGCAAAUUUCGAAUACGAUGCUAGUAGACUAAUGAGGAAACUGUCUCUUAUCAAGUUGCCUAAUUUAAGGGAAUUGAUUAUUAGAGGAAUGUGGUCGUUUGGUGUAAAUUCCCUAGAGUGUUUUUUGAAACAUUCCGAGUGUUCUGUCGAAAAGUUGGAGUUUGACGGAGCAGUUGGAAUCGAGGAGGAACAUGUUAGAGUGGUGAUUGGGUGUCUGGCAAAGAAGCUGAGGAAUUUCAGAGUGACGAAAAACGGGCUGCUAAAGGAAGAAUGGAUAAGGAGACCUAAGAAACAUAAUUACAACAAUGUUAAAUUCGAGUAG
Messenger RNA from Paraglomus brasilianum, 1839 nucleotides. The record is from the annotation of a GenBank genome assembly. Lineage: Eukaryota; Fungi; Glomeromycota; Glomeromycetes; Paraglomerales; Paraglomeraceae.